AUGUUGGGGAUUUCUGAGAUCUGUAUGGCUCUAGUAGUAUGUCUCCUGAUUUUGCAGUUCCUAAAGCUGCAAUGGAUGUGUACCCAGCUUCCUCCAGGACCAGUUCCUCUCCCCAUCAUUGGAAAUUUGUGGCUGCUGGACUUCAAACUUCGUCGAGAAACUCUCACUAAGUUAACCAACAUCUACGGAAACAUCUACACGCUGUGGAUGGGACAGACACCUAUGGUUGUACUGAAUGGAUACAAAGCAGUAAAAGAUGGCCUUGUCACCCACUCAGAGGAAGUUUCUGGAAGACCUCUCACCCCAUUCUACAGGGAUAUGAUGGGCGAGAAAGGUAUUUUCCUGACAAGUGGCCACACCUGGAAGCAACAGAGACGCUUUGUCAUGACAAUUGUAAGAAGCCUGGCACUCGGAAAGAACAAUUUGGAGCAUCAAAUUCAAACAGAGGCCUGUCGCCUUGUGGACAUCUUUGCAAACACAAAAGGCAAACCUUUCGACCCCCACACUUCCAUCGUCCAUGCCAUUGCAAAUAUAAUUUGUGCUGUUGUUUUCGGUCAUCGCUUCUCCAGUGAGGAUGAAUCUUUCAGGAAACUUAUCAAAGCUAUUUAUUUUGUGAUCUACUUUCAAGCUACUAUCUGGGGCAGGCUGUAUGAUGCUUUCCCAUGGCUUAUGCACCGUCUCCCAGGGCCUCAUCAGAAAGUGUUUGCAUACAACGACUUCAUGCACAGUUUAGUCAUGAAGGAGGUCCAGGCCCAUGAGAGAGAGAAGGCAGGUGAUCCACAGCAUCUCAUUGACUUCUACCUAGCUCAAAUAAUAAAAACCAAAGAUGACCCUACUUCUACGUUCAAUAAAGACAAUAUGGUUCAGACCGUGGUUGAUCUUUUGCUGGGAGGGACAGAAACAACAAGCACCACCCUUCUCUGGGCAUUGCUCUAUAUGGUACAACAUCCAGAAAUACAAGAAAAGGUUCAGAGAGAGAUAGAUGAUGUUGUGGAACCCUCCCAUCCCAUCAGCUAUGAGGACCGUAAGAAGCUGCCGUACACCAACGCGGUGAUUCACGAGGCUCUGCGGUACAGCAACGUUACCUCUGUCGGGGUCCCCCGACAAUGCGUGAGGAGUACGACUCUGCUGGGCUUCCACAUAAAAAAGGGCACACUUGUAUUGCCAAAUCUGCACUCUGUGGUGUAUGACUCUGAGCACUGGGCAACCCCCUGGAAGUUCAACCCAGAUCAUUUCCUUGAUUUGGAUGGCAACUUUGUAAACAAAGAGGCAUUCUUACCUUUCUCAGCAGGGCACCGUGUAUGUUUGGGGGAACAGAUGGCACGAAUUGAACUGUUCAUCUUCUUUACCAACCUCCUUCGGGCAUUUACAUUCCAGCUCCCUGAGGGAGUAAAGGAAAUCAGUUCAGAGUAUGUUUUGGGUGCAAUACUGCAGCCUCAUCCAUAUAAACUCUGUGCUAUUCCACGCUAG
This is a messenger RNA of Pipra filicauda (Wire-tailed manakin), 1470 nucleotides long. RefSeq names its product cytochrome P450 2J2-like. Gene Ontology annotation, cellular component: intracellular membrane-bounded organelle; cytoplasm. Bases 1 to 1470 code for a protein of 489 amino acids. Gene Ontology annotation, biological process: arachidonate metabolic process; xenobiotic metabolic process. The transcript is spliced from 9 exons. The record is from RefSeq and is a predicted model, not a curated record. Lineage: Eukaryota; Metazoa; Chordata; Aves; Passeriformes; Pipridae. Gene Ontology annotation, molecular function: oxidoreductase activity, acting on paired donors, with incorporation or reduction of molecular oxygen, reduced flavin or flavoprotein as one donor, and incorporation of one atom of oxygen; heme binding; iron ion binding.